Solanum dulcamara is the source of this 2763-nucleotide messenger RNA. RefSeq names its product probable receptor-like protein kinase At5g24010. Gene Ontology annotation, cellular component: plasmodesma; plasma membrane. Gene Ontology annotation, biological process: protein autophosphorylation. The coding region runs from base 141 to 2627 and encodes 828 amino acids. NCBI's taxonomy places the organism in Eukaryota, Viridiplantae, Streptophyta, Magnoliopsida, Solanales, Solanaceae. The record is from RefSeq and is a predicted model, not a curated record. Gene Ontology annotation, molecular function: transmembrane receptor protein tyrosine kinase activity; ATP binding. The transcript has a single exon.
AAACAUUUUUAAUUAGCAAGUGUUGCUCCAAGUCAAAAUGCAGUCAACUUCAUCCUCCUCCUUUUUCUACUACUACUAGUCUACUACACUACAUUCUGGCAAAAACAAUAAUUUACAACUCCAUAAUUGUCUUCUCCACCAUGGCUAAUCUUCUUCUCACAUUUCUCACUUUUUUCCUUCUCUUCCUUCCCUUUUCCAUUUCCUCAUCACAUAAUUACAGCUUACCUACGAAUUACUUCAUCAAUUGUGGUUCAGAAAUCACCAUCUCCGCCGGCGCCGCCAAUUUUUCCGGCGACCUUAUCUCCAAUUCCGGCAACAGUCACUCCGUCAAAGACACCACCACUACUACAGGGUCAGCUGGAAUCUAUGAAACAGCCAGAAUAUUCACUAAAACUGAAUCAUACAAACUUCGAAUUGAAGAAAAUGGGGUUUACAUGGUACGGCUUCAUUUCUUUCCUUUUUAUCUCCUAUUCGGUGCGAAAUUCAACGUUUCAGCUUCUGGGUUUUUGCUUUUGUCGAAUUUCAGUAUACCCAGUAGUGUAACUUCCCCUGUUAUCAAAGAGUUUUUGGUUCCUGUAGUAAAUGGCCCUAAUUUAGAAAUCACCUUCACACCUUAUCAAGAUUCUUCUUCUUUUGCUUUUGUCAAUGCAAUAGAAGCAUUUGUUACUCCUGAAGGUUUCAUUCCUAACUCUACUGACGCCCAUGUUACUCCACGAGGAAAUAGCAGCAAAAAUGAUGGUGGAAAGGAUUUGUCCUCUAGUGUUUUAAAUGUAAUUCAUAGGAUUAAUGUUGGGGGUUCUAAUAUUACUUCCGAAGGAGAUACCAUGAGAAGAAAUUGGGUAUCUGAUGACGAGUACUUAUUUAACAAAACAUCAGCAAAGAAUCAUCCAAUAUAUAGUGAAGGGCCUAAAUAUGAUUAUCAAGGAGGAGAAGCUACCCGGUAUGAUGCUCCUGAUUUAGUGUAUAGAACUGCCAAAGAAAUGAAUAUAGAUGUUGAGACUCCAAGUAGUAACGACUUCUUUAACAUAACUUGGCUUUUUGAUGUAAAAAGGAAUGCUACAUUUUUCGUACGCCUACACUUCUGUGACAUUGUUAGUGAUAGUCGGAAUAAUACAGUUUUCAAUGUCUAUAUAUAUGGUCUGUUUGGUGAGCCAAUUAGUCCAUAUGAUAGAUUUCCUGAUUUUGCAGUUCCUUUUUAUGUUGAUUUUGUGGUGAAUUCAGAUGGUUCUGGUUUUAUGAAUAUAUCAGUUGGCCCUCGGAAUGAUUCAAAGUCUAAAAAUGCUUUUCUGAAUGGGGUGGAAAUCAUGGAGCUGAUUAACGAUCGAGAUGAGGGGAGUGGAGGAAAGAAGAAUUACUUUUGGAUAAUUGUUGGUUCUGUUGGUGGUGGCGUGGUUCUCAUAUCUGUUUCUGCAGUGGUGAUCUGGUGUUGUUUGAAAUCAAGAAAAGCAAAACCGGUUGAGAAUUCGAACUGGCCAAGGGUGAGUGUGUAUGCAGGAAGUACAGAGAGUAGGACUACAGUAAGAAGUUCAAUUGGUGGCACUACUCCUGAUAUGAACCUUGGGUUAAAGAUACCUUUCGCAGAGAUUUUGCAUGCUACCAACAAGUUUGAUCCCAAAUUUAUGAUUGGUGAAGGUGGUUUUGGGAAAGUUUACAAAGGAACUUUACACAAUGGAGUUAAAGUGGCUGUGAAAAGAAGCGAGGCUGGACAUGGCCAGGGUCUUGUGGAAUUCCAAACUGAAAUAACCCUCUUGUCCAAAAUUCGCCAUCAACAUCUUGUUUCAUUGAUUGGCUACUGUGAUGAACGAUAUGAGAUGAUACUUGUUUAUGAGUUCAUGGAGAAGGGAACUUUGAGAGAGCAUUUGUACAGUUCGAAUGAAGACCUUGAUAAAUCAUCUUCACGGUCAGAAUUAUCGUGGGAUCAAAGGCUUCAAAUUUGUAUAGGUGCAGCUAAUGGCCUACAGUACCUUCACACUGGUUUAAAUGAGCCAAUUAUUCACAGGGAUAUUAAGUCUACAAACAUACUUCUUGAUGAACAUUAUGUUGCCAAAGUUGCUGAUUUUGGUCUCUCCAAAUCAGGUCCCCCUGAAGAAACACAUAUUGUUACUGAUGUUAAAGGUAGCUUCGGUUAUCUGGAUCCUGAGUACAUGAAAUCAAUGCAACUAACUCAAAAGUCUGAUGUCUAUUCUUUCGGAGUUGUACUUCUUGAAGUUCUUUGUGCUAGACCAGCUAUAAAUAGCCUGCUUCCAAGAAAUCAAAUAAACUUGGCUGAAUGGGGACUUUCUUGGCUAAAAGAAAACCAGCUCGAAAAGAUAAUUGAUCCGUUUCUUGCAGGUAAAAUUAACCCAAACUCUCUGAGGAAAUUCGGGGAAACAGCAGAGAAGUGUCUGCAAGAGAAUGGCACUGAUAGGCCUAACAUGAUGGAUGUGUUGUGGGACUUGAAUUACGCUCGACAGCUUCAACACCCUGCAAUGCCCCAACAAUCUCAUGAAGAUACCACCACCGAUGUUUCGUGGCAGUUGGCAUUGCCUGGUAUUAAUCGCCUACCUUCUAUAAAUAUGAGCACAAGCUGUGUCAGUGUCAGUGAGAGCGAGGUUUUUUCACAAUUGAAGAUCGAUGAAUCCAGAUGAUUCUUAGCCUCGGUGUUGUUAGCAUGCAUCUAUAUGUAAUUCCGUUUUAUUCUACUUCAUUAUGUCUAAUGUAAUUUUGUGUAUCAAAACAGUGCUGCAACUGUAUUCCUAGUGUAAUAGUCAGGUUCAUGUUUAA